AUGAAGGCAAAGGGACAUCUUCAGGAUGACUCGACAAAGAAACAUACUGAAGAUACUAGGAGAAGAAAACAUCUUCAUACAAAAGAUAAGAAACAAGACAGCAUCUUAUACCCUGUGGCGCAGAAAGGGAAUCUUCAUACAGGAAAUCACACGCCGAGGGAGAUCUUCAGAAUUCCGCGAGGAAGUUAA
Plasmodium inui San Antonio 1 is the source of this 189-nucleotide messenger RNA. RefSeq lists its product as hypothetical. The transcript has a single exon. The coding region runs from base 1 to 189 and encodes 62 amino acids. The record is from RefSeq and is a predicted model, not a curated record. NCBI's taxonomy places the organism in Eukaryota, Apicomplexa, Aconoidasida, Haemosporida, Plasmodiidae.